GGGCACGCGGCGGGCCUGAGCGCGCUCAUUCCGUCGCUGCUGCUGCUGCUGCAGGGCGCGCGCCGCUCUGCGCUGCUGCUGCCGCUGCUCUCGCAUGAGCUCGCGGGGACCCCGAGCAAAGGCCACAGGGAGCAUCAUCAUGUCCGCCCAGCAGGCCCCCACAGGGAGCGUCAUGGCGCACCGGAGCAGCAUCAGCGCCAGCUUUUCGGAGGACCCAGACAAGUAUCUGUAUGUGGACAAGGGCGUCGUCUACAACAUGGCUACACAGCAGGCGGACUGGACCGCCAAGCGUCUGGUGUGGGUGCCGUCGGAACGCCACGGCUUCGAGUCGGCCAGCGUGCAGGAGGAGCGCGGUGACGACGUCGUGGUGGAGCUGGCGGAGAACGGCAAGAAGGCGGUGGUGAACAAGGAUGACAUUCAGAAGAUGAACCCGCCCAAGUUCUGCAAGGUGGAGGACAUGGCAGAGCUCACAUGCCUCAAUGAGGCAUCCGUGCUGCACAACCUCAAGGACCGAUACUACUCGGGACUCAUCUACACCUACUCGGGACUCUUCUGCGUGGUGGUGAACCCCUACAAGAACCUGCCGAUCUACACGGACCAGAUAAUCGAGAUGUACCGGGGCAAGAAGCGCCACGAGAUGCCGCCCCACAUCUACGCCAUCACGGACUCGGCCUACCGCAGCAUGCUGCAGGAUCGCGAGGACCAGUCUAUCCUUUGCACGGGCGAGUCGGGCGCCGGCAAGACGGAAAACACGAAGAAGGUGAUCCAGUACCUGGCGCAUGUCGCGUCGUCCCCCCGGGGACGCAAGGACCACACCGCUCCGCCGGAGUCCCCGAGGCCUCUCAAGUCUCAGGGGGAGCUCGAGAGACAGCUGCUGCAAGCAAACCCCAUCCUCGAGUCCUUCGGCAAUGCCAAGACGGUCAAGAAUGACAACUCCUCCCGAUUUGGGAAAUUCAUCAGGAUCAACUUUGACGUGGCUGGCUACAUUGUCGGGGCAAACAUUGAGACGUACCUGCUGGAGAAGUCGCGCGCGAUCCGUCAGGCCAAGGACGAGCGGGCCUUCCACAUUUUCUACCAGCUGCUCACCGGCGCCACCGAGCACCUGCGCAGCGACGCAGCCGAGCUGCUGUUGGAGAGCUUCACCAACUACCGCUUCCUGUCCAAUGGCUACGUGCCCAUCCCUGGGCAGCAGGACAAGGACAACUUCCAGGAGACCAUGGAGUCCUUGCGCAUCAUGGGCUUCGCUCACGAGGAGCAGAUGGCCUUGCUCCGGGUCGUGUCGUCCGUGCUGCAGUUUGGAAACGUGGUGUUCAAGAAGGAGAGGAACACCGAUCAGGCCUCCAUGCCCGACAACACAGCGGCGCAGAAAGUGUGCCACCUGCUGGGGGUGUCCGUGACGGAGUUCAGCCGCGCCAUCCUCACCCCGCGGAUCAAGGUCGGCCGCGACUACGUGCAGAAGGCGCAGACCAAGGAGCAGGCUGACUUUGCGGUCGAAGCCCUGGCCAAGGCCACAUACGAGCGUCUGUUCCGCUGGCUCGUGCUGCGCCUCAACAAGGCCCUGGACCGCACCAAGCGACAGGGCGCCUCCUUCAUCGGCAUCCUCGACAUCGCCGGCUUCGAGAUCUUCCAGCUCAACUCCUUUGAGCAGCUGUGCAUCAACUACACCAACGAGAAGCUGCAGCAGCUGUUCAACCACACGAUGUUCGUGCUGGAGCAGGAGGAGUACCAGCGCGAGGGCAUCGAGUGGAACUUCAUCGACUUCGGGCUCGACCUGCAGCCGUGCAUCGAGCUCAUCGAGAAACCGGCAAACCCGCCGGGCAUCCUGGCACUGCUGGACGAGGAGUGCUGGUUCCCCAAGGCGACGGACAAGUCGUUCGUGGAAAAGCUGAUCCAGGAGCAGGGCACCCACUCCAAGUUCAUGAAGGCCAAGCAACUCAAGGACAAGGCGGACUUCUGCGUGAUCCACUACGCCGGCAAGGUGGACUACAAGUCUGACGAGUGGCUGAUGAAGAACAUGGACCCUCUGAAUGACAACGUGGCCACGCUGCUACACCAGUCCUCCGACAGAUUUGUUGCCGAGCUCUGGAAGGACGUGGACCGCAUUGUGGGGCUGGACCAGGUGUCGGGCAUGGCGGAGACGGCGUUCGGCUCGACCUACAAGACACGCAAGGGCAUGUUCCGCACAGUGGGACAGCUCUACAAGGAGCAGCUGUCCAAGCUCAUGGCCACGCUGCGCAACACCAACCCCAACUUCGUGCGCUGCAUCAUCCCCAACCACGAGAAGAGGGCGGGCAAGCUGGAGCCCCACCUCGUGCUGGACCAGCUGCGCUGUAACGGAGUCCUCGAGGGCAUCCGCAUCUGCCGGCAGGGCUUCCCCAACCGCAUCGUCUUCCAGGAGUUCCGCCAGCGAUAUGAAAUCUUGACUCCAAAUGCCAUUCCCAAGGGUUUCAUGGACGGAAAGCAAGCCUGCGAACUCAUGAUCCGGGCACUGGAGCUGGAUCCCAACCUCUUCCGGAUCGGACAGAGCAAGAUCUUCUUCCGCGCGGGCGUGCUCGCCCACCUGGAGGAGGAGCGCGACAUGAAGAUCACUGACAUCGUCAUCCUUUUCCAGGCCUCGUGCCGCGGAUACCUCGCCAGGAAGGCGUUUGGGCGCCGGCAGCAGCAGAUGAGCGCCCUCAAGGUGAUCCAGAGGAACUGCGCCGCCUACCUCAAGCUCCGCAACUGGCAGUGGUGGCGUAUGUUCACCAAGGUGAAGCCGCUGCUGCAGGUGACGCGGCAGGAGGAGGAGCUGCAGGCGAAGGAGGAGGAGCUGCAGAAGGUGAAGGAGAAACAGAGCAAGGCCGAGUGCGACCUCGUCGAUUUGGAGCGCAAGCACGCGCAGCUCGUGGAGGAGAAGCAGAUCCUGGCGGAGCAGCUGCAGGCGGAGACGGAGCUGUGCGCCGAGGCGGAGGAGAUGCGCUCGCGUCUCGCCGCCAAGAAGCAGGAGCUGGAGGACAUCCUGCACGACCUGGAGGCGCGUGUCGAGGAGGAAGAGGAGCGCGUGCAGUCGCUCACACAGGACAAGAAGAAGAUGCAGCAGCACGUGCAGGAUCUAGGGGAACAGCUGGAGGAGGAGGAGGCGGCUCGGCAGAAGCUGCAGCUGGAGAAGGUGACGACGGAGGCGAAGGUGAAGAAGAUGGAGGAGGACAUCAUCCUCCUGGAAGACCACAGCUCCAAGAUCACAAAGGAGAAGAAGCUGCUGGAGGAGCGCGUGGCCGAGGUUGGGACGCAUCUCACAGAGGAGGAGGAGAAAGCGAAGAACCUGCUCAAAGUGAAGCACAAGCACGAAGCCAUGAUCGCCGACCUCGAGGAGCGCCUCAAGAAGGAGGAGAAGACGCGGCAGGAGCUGGAGAAGGCGAAGCGCAAGCUGGACGGGGAGAGCACCGACCUGCAGGACCAGAUCGCCGAGCUGCAGCAGCAGAUCAUCGAGCUCAAGAUGCUGCUCGCCAAGAAGGAGGAGGAGCUGCAGGCCGCCCUCGCCAGGGGCGACGAGGAGACGCUGCAGAAGAACAACGUCCUCAAGCAGUUGCGCGAGCUGCAGUCGCAGAUGGGCGAGUUGGCCGAGGACUUGGAGUCGGAGAAGACGUCGCGGAACAAGGCCGAGAAGCAGAAGCGAGACCUCAGCGAGGAGCUCGAGGCCCUCAAGACGGAGCUUGAGGACACCCUCGACACCACCGCCGCCCAGCAGGAGCUCCGCACAAAGCGAGAGCAAGAGGUGGCGGAACUGAAAAAGGCAAUCGAGGAGGAGACGAAAUCCCACGAGGCGGCCAUCGUGGAUAUGCGGCACCGCCACGGCCAGACGCUGGAGGAGCUCUCGGAGCAGCUGGAGCAGGCGAAGAGGUUCAAGGGCAACCUGGAGAAGUCGAAGCAGUCGCUGGAGGCCGAGCGCCAGGAGCUGCUGUCCGAGGUGCGCGCACUGGCGCAGUCGCGCUCCGAGUCGGAGCAGAAGCGCAAGAAGACGGACGGGCUGCUGCAGGAGCUGCAGGUCAAGGCGGCGGAGAGCGAGAGGUCGCGCGCCGAGCUCGGCGAUCGCGCCUCCAAGCUGCAGAACGAGCUGGAGAACGUGUCCACGUUGCUGUCGGAGACCGAGGGCAAGGCCCACAAGCUGGCCAAGGAGGUGUCGAGCCUGGAGUCGCAGCUGCAAGAAACGCAGGAGCAGCUGCAGGAGGAGACGCGGCAAAAGUUGAAUGCCAGCACGAAGGUCCGCCAGCUGGAGGAUGAGAAGAACGGGCUCCAGGAGCAGUUGGAGGAGGAAGAGGAGGCGAAGAAGAACCUGGAGAAGCAGAUGACCUCCCUACACGCUCAGCUGGCCGAGGCGCGCAAGAAGGUGGAGGAGGACGUGGGGUCCCUGGAGGGUCUGGAGGAGGGCAAGAAGAAGAUGCUGAAGGACAUGGAGGCGCUGACCCAGCGGCUGGAGGAGAAGAGCGCCGCGUGCGACAAGGUGGAGAAGACCAAGAACCGUCUGCAGCAGGAGCUCGAUGACCUCACCGUGGACCUGGACCAGCAGCGGCAGACCGUGUCCAACCUCGAGAAGAAGCAGAAGAAGUUUGACCAGAUGCUGGCGGAGGAGAAGAGCGUGUCGGCGCGCUACGCGGAGGAGCGCGACCGCGCCGAGGCGGAGGCCCGUGAGAAGGAGACCAAGGCGCUGUCGCUGGCGCGGGCACUGGAGGAGACGGUGGAGGCCAAGGAGGAGCUGGAGAGGAGCAACAAGCAGCUGCGUGCCGAGAUGGAGGACCUCGUGAGCUCCAAGGACGACGUCGGCAAAAGCGUCCACGAGCUGGAGAAGUCGAAGCGGGCUCUGGACCAGCAGGUGGCAGAGAUGCGCACGCAGCUGGAGGAGCUGGAAGACGAGCUGCAGGCCACCGAGGACGCCAAGCUGCGCCUGGAGGUCAACAUGCAGGCGCUGAAGGCGCAGUAUGACCGCGAGCUGCAGGGCAAGGACGAGCAGGGCGAGGAAAAGCGACGCUCGCUCGUCAAGCAGGUGCGCGAGAUGGAGUCCGAGCUGGAGGAUGAGCGCAAGCAGCGUGCCCUGGCUGUCGCCGCCAAGAAGAAGCUGGAGGCGGACUACAAGGAGCUGGAGUCGCAGAACGAGGGCGCCAACAAGGGCCGCGAGGACGCCGUCAAGCAGCUGCGCAAGCUGCAGGCCCAGUUCAAGGACUUCCAGAGGGAGCUGGACGAGGCCCGGGCGGCGCGCGAGGAGGCCUUCAGCGCUGGCAAGGAGAACGAGAAGAAGGUGAAGAACCUGGAGGCGGAGGUCAUCACGAUGCAAGAGGAGCUGUCGGGAGCGGAGCGAGCGCGGCGCCACGUGGAGCAGGAGCGCGACGAGCUGGCGGAGGAGCUGGCCAACAACUCCACCGGGAAGUCCGGUCUCCUGGACGACAAGCGGCGGCUGGAGGCCCGGAUCUCGCAGCUCGAGGAGGAGCUGGAGGAAGAACAGGGCAGCGUGGAGCUGCUCAACGACCGCUUCCGCAAGGCCAGCCUGCAGGCGGAGCAGCUGACGGCAGAGGUGACGGCGGAGCGCAGCAACGCGCAGAAGAACGACAAUGCGCGCCAGCAGCUGGAGCGGCAGAACAAGGAGCUGCGGGCGAAGCUGGCAGAGCUGGAGACGUCCGUCAAGGCCAAAUACAAGAGCGCCGUUACGGCGCUGGAGGCCAAGGUGGCCACCAUGGAGGAGCAGCUGGAGCACGAGGCUCGGGAGCGAACAGGAGCCAACAAACUGGUGCGGCGCUCGGAGAAGCGGCUGAAGGAGGUUAUGCUACAAGUGGAGGAUGAGCGUCGCCACGGAGACACCUACAAGGAGCAGGUGGAGAAGGCGAUGUCCCGCGUGAAGGCGCUCAAGCGGCAGCUCGAGGAGGCGGAGGAGGAGGCAACGCGCGCCAAUGCGGCGCGGCGCAAGCUGCAGCGCGAGCUGGACGAUGCCAUGGAGCACUCGGAGGCCAUGAACCGUGAGGUGAACACCCUCAAGAGCAAGCUCAGCACCCGAUUUAACAAACCUGACAAGCGAGGCGGCGCUUUCUCAUUCAGCAGCGGCGGCGGCGCCGCCAGCACUAGCGGCAGUAGCCGAACCGGACGCCGCACUGUGCAGCACUCCUCCUUCGAAGGCGACCUGUCGGACGACGACUCGGUGAGCAGCAAGGAAAAGGAUUCUCUAAACGACACGCAGCCCAGCCCGAGCGAGUAGCCUGCGUAGGCGGCCUCCACCACCGCGCUGGUCCCCAGGGGACCUCGGCCUUAGGGCCUGGACUGCGGCACAAGGAGGAGCCGGCGGCGGCGGGGGGAGGGGGGCCGUGGGUGGCGCUGGUCUCUGUAUCACCUGGACUAUAGGACUAGACCUGAAACAAACAGAACUACAGGCAACCACUGAGCAGCAGCAGCAACGCACGCUGCGCCGAUGAUGCUACGAUCCCGGUCGGCGGGCGUGCCGACCGCACUUUUCAUUGUAACGGAAAUUCCAACAGUAUUUCAAGUUCGCCGCAGUAUGUUUAGAACUUUAGAUAUAAUGCCUGUUACAGCUUGUUAUACUUCUUGUAAUCGUAACCAUACGCCUGACAUUUUGGUCUAGCUGACGUUUUCGUUGAUGUUAUAUUCUUUUUGUAAUCUCGAAGCCUUGCUGGCAAGCCAACUGUGAAAAAAGCGAGCUCAAGGCUUCUUUGUAUCUGAUCCGAGUCCACGCAUUCAUACACAAAACGGUAUUUGUCCUUUAGGAGGCCAAAAUUUCCAAAAGUUAAUGGUCUCACUCAGGCCGUACAAACUAAGGCAGAAAAGUGAGGCGAGCAGAGCGUGCAAUGCCCGCCCACCCUGCCCCCUGCAAAUCGGUCUGUAAACACCCAAGCUAAAUUAUUUUUAUUUUACCAGGUAAGACCCACUGAGCUAUGUGGCUCUUUUCAGAAGCGAUCUGGCCACAAAUAAUACCUCAACGAAAGUGGCUAUUCAUGUGGAAAUUUAUAGCAGCCAAAUACUCUUAAACGCAUGUUUCUAUACAGACGUGAGGGUCUGGAUCGAACCCACAAUCUGUAUACCAGACGAGGGAGCUAACAUCUCGACACAGAGGCAAACCAUUUGUAAUUUGCAAGUCCUACAAACUAUUUGUGGGAGGUCUGACCCAGAUAGUGUUUGUUUUUGGUGUGACUCCUAUGUCUCAUACCUGAUGGAGGUGUUUGCGGAGGUGGGCGUAGAGGGGCGAGGGAGAAAAUGAUGCAUGCCUGUCUUAGCCCCACAUUGGAAACGCGUGCAAUGCACGUGCAGCAAAGGAAAUGAUUAAGGUGUUCGCUUGAUUAUUGGUGAUGGUGGGCAGGUGACAUUUUUCAAACUCGGGCCCUGUGUGGACAUAUCGAUGACCUGUUUUGGAUGUGCUUUGUGUUAAGAGAGAGACGAUGAUUUACUACGCACCUGAUUCUCGUGCUGAUGCGGACGAGGAGCGUUGGAUUGGAGACAUUUCCUCCGUUGUUGAAUCCUGGACCCCCCACCGCGUACGUCCCUGGAAAGUUAUUGCGCCUGUGCUUUUCCGGAGUCGGAGGCAGUGAAAGACCUAAGCCAGCCACGGAGCCUUUCCCAGUGUGGCUUUCGCUUUUCGUCGAUCCUGCUGCAAAUGUACUCGUACAUUUUCUUUUUCUUUCCUGAGAGAAAACUGUGAUGCCUAAUGUACUCCCGUGUCCACGUAUUUGAUGCAACUGCAGAGAUCGCAAACUUGCACAGCGUAGGGGAAAUAUGACUACAGUGCUCUACCACUGUCAUCUGUGUAAUCGUGUUCAACUCCACGUCUUUUGCUUAUGGUUAUUAAUUUAGGUGCGUCAGCUGUGUUUACACUAGGGAAUUUAGUCUGUACCAGUGGUCACUUGUUGAGAACACGACGGGAAUGGGGGUUCCUAUUAGGACGCUACAUUCUCAGACCUGCGGCUCCGAGCAAAUGGAGAGGAACACAAGGGACAUUUAAGAGGGCUUCAACCAAUGGGAUUGUGACCGCUUGUCAGCCAAUCCGUGGAUGGGGGGGGGGGGGCUACUUCUGUCUCUAUUUUUGAGCCAUAUUUUCCUUUUGAAGUGGCAUAAACGAGUUCCAGUUCUGAGUGGGAGAGUUCGGUUCUCAGUGUGCUCCUGUUGUGAAUCCGUGGCCCUGGUGUGAACACAGCUAUAGCAGCUGAACUUCAUCCGGAGACUCGGUGAUCUGAGGUGUGCGGCACAGCGCGCAUGGGAGCUCGACCCCACGAGCUGUUCUGUGGGAUCAGAUUGAGGCGUAUACCCAGUACGCAUGCAAACAUUGGUUGAUGUUGGGCCAAGGUUUGCAUGUUCACUGGGCAACAGUGAAGAUGUAUCCAUUCAUCUGUUAAAAUCAAUUAUUCUGCUCGGAAUACACGUGUGUGUGUGUGUGAGAAUCAAUUAUUUACAAGUUAUGCAAAGUACAUGUUAGAAAUUGAGAUGAACGGAGACAACAAACGUAUUUUAAAAAACUGAACAAUAAACUGUACAAGCGGGUCGGUAUAAAUUACACAAUUUGAUUACUGUGUUUUUUUACCACGUUUCAUGGACACAGUGGGCAGGCGAAUCGUUACAUGCUUUGUUAGUAAGUCUGGCCUCUGCCCUGACCAUGAACGUUAUCAUUGGGCUUACGGACAAGCAACAUUGCUCCAAGGGCCCCACUAAUAACCGUGCAACGUUUGGCAGAACGGGGUCUCUCGCCGCCACCUGGCAAACAUGUGUUACUGCAGAGGCCGCACAGCGAUUUGGAAUCUUGAGGUUCAGGUUAGGGGAGGGGGGCAUUUGCUGUCAUGUGAAAGACUGUUGUUGUGAAAAAUAGUCAGUAAAAGUAGCCCAAAGCCUGCCCCUCACCCCAUCCCCAACCCUGGCCCAUGCCCCUUUCACCCAAUCAUGGUUUUAGAGUACCCAUCCACAUGCACAUUGCCGGGCCCCAAAAGCUAUCGUGGGUGGCCGCAGCAGUCUUUUUCACACAUUGCCUCAUGAACCCCGAAACGUCUGUCGGCUGAUGCCGACGCCAGGUCUUAAAUUACGGUGGCUUCAGAGCAGGAAUGGGGAACCUGCGAUUCGCGGGCCGUGUCUGGCCCACGACCUCAUUGCGUACGGACUGCGGCCACAUGAGGCCUACCUCUUCGUUAUGGCUCUCAAACGAUAUUUAUCCAUCACUACAAGCGUAUUAUUCACACGCCAACUUUGAAACUGCGACCCGGCAUCAAUGCGUUGCAGUGAAAGUAAAGCGGUAAAAGGUCAGCCCGAGUUAUUUUCACAAUCUUUUUAUUAUGAUUAGAUAACACCAGCCGUGUGUUCGGUGCAGUCCGAUAAAGUUAUUUUAAAAUCCUAUUUGGCCCUCGGUGAGAAAAAAGGUGUCCCACCCCAGCUUUAGGUGCUGGACUCAAGUCGCGUUCAAGCGUUGCGGCUCCCCACUCCCCGUGCUGCCCACAAGUGAGCCAGAACUGAGCCAGCACGGUUCAUUACGACUGUAGAAUCAAGGCACCGAUCUCUGUCUAUGGGCCCUCCCUACAUGGAAGGCAUUAGACAAGGUGGGGGGGGGAUGUGGAUUUUGGGAACGUGUGACGCAGUCGACUUUAUUAAUGGUAUGGUCGUAUGUCAUGCGUCAUGACUCUGGUUGCAGCCUCCUUUUGGGUUUAUUUUGAUUGUGAUCGGAUGACAAAUGAUUAACGUGUUUCAUUUUUGGGUCGGUUUCGUCGCUCCGCUCCUCGAAUUGGGAAUCCGACGCUUACCCGUUUGUCCAUGAGGUGGAGAACUUAACUUGGUGGCAAAACACGAAUCGUAACGAUUUCUUUACAUGAUCAAUAAAGGUGAAUUAACGUGAUAACUUUUUUCAUAUGAGUUGCUUAUGCGAGUGGUGUUUAUAAAUUGAAUCUUUUUAGGUUGUUAAUAACGAUUAAGUUUUGCCAUCACGGGUGGUAGCGAAGGGUGAAAUAGUAUGUGGGAAUGUAACAAUGCAUCAAUUUAUCAAUUAAAAUUCUACUCUUUACACUCACGCUUCAUGCAUCAAAUCAUAUACGUGUAUGAUAAUGUCAUUUAAAAUCUCAAAUUAUAUGAUUGUUACAUUCUUGAGUAAAAUCGCUGCCCAAAAUUCAUGACAAAUGAUCGACUUCGCUGGGGAGGGGGAGGAGGGAUGAAUUGUUACACGACUUCUUGUCUGGUCCCAUGGACUCUUCUGUUGCGUGAUGAAUUGUGAUUGGUCAGCCCUAGACAACCUGGCCACAUGCUAGGCGAGGUGAUUCGACUGCUUUGAGCAGUGAGGGAGCAGCCUCUCUGGGAAGCCACUCUCACCUGGUCCAGUAGAGCCAUUGCCCGCUCUAUAUUUGUGUCCAGGUGAAAGCCCAUUGAGACGAAAAGUAUAUUUCAAGGGAGACAUGGAUCAAAGUAUAUCUAGUAAUGACGAUUAUACGUUACAGCAGUGUUCAUUCACAGCAAAAGGCCCCGGGGGGAGCGGUGAAAGCGUCUCAUUAAAUACAAAACGAUGUGGCAUCUGCUCGAGUUAUGGCAUAACAUUUUUUUAAAAUAAAAGUUAUACUUGCUGUA
Lethenteron reissneri (Far Eastern brook lamprey) is the source of this 10560-nucleotide messenger RNA. Its product is annotated as myosin-10-like. Gene Ontology annotation, molecular function: microfilament motor activity; ATP binding; actin filament binding. NCBI's taxonomy places the organism in Eukaryota, Metazoa, Chordata, Hyperoartia, Petromyzontiformes, Petromyzontidae. Gene Ontology annotation, cellular component: myosin filament; cytoplasm; myosin II complex. The record is from RefSeq and is a predicted model, not a curated record.